CGACGGCGCAGCUGGCCGGCCGGGUGAGGAAACGAAAGUGAGGGAGGAGGAGGUUGCAGGGCCAGGCUCGGCGGUGAUAGUGGCGGCCUGACCCCUCGUCUCCGCUCGCCGGCAGCUCGCCCCAUCCCCUCAGCUAACAAUGAAGAGGAGAACUGAUCCAGAAUGCACUGCCCCCCUCAAGAAACAGAAGCGAAUUGGGGAAUUUACCCGGCACCUCAGCUCUACAUCUGAUGAUGAACCUCUCUCCUCUGUCAAUCAUGCAGCAAAAGCAUCUACCACAAACCUUAGUGGAUCUGACAGUGAGACUGAGGGGAAGCAACCCUGCGCGGAGAGUUUUAAGGAUGACUUCAAAGCAGAUUCCCUUGUGGAGGGAACAUCUUCUCGCUAUUCCAUGUAUAAUAGUGUUUCCCAGAAGCUUAUGGCCAAGAUGGGCUUCAGGGAAGGGGAAGGAUUAGGUAAAUACAGCCAGGGUCGGAAGGACAUUGUGGAGACCUCCAAUCAGAAAGGCCGACGUGGUUUGGGUCUGACACUGCAGGGUUUUGAUCAGGAGCUGAAUGUGGAUUGGCGGGAUGAGCCGGAGCCCAGUGCCUGUGAGCAGGUGUCGUGGUUUCCGGAAUGUACCACCGAAAUUCCUGACUCUCGGGAAAUGAGUGACUGGAUGGUUGUGGGAAAGAGAAAGAUGGUUAUUGAAGACGAAACAGAGUUCUGUGGGGAAGAGCUGCUUCACAGUGUGCUGAAAUGUAAGAGUGUGUUUGACAUCCUGGAUGGGGAGGAGAUGAGGCGAGCUCGUACCAGAGCCAAUCCCUACGAGAUGAUCCGAGGAGUCUUCUUCCUUAACAGGGCAGCGAUGAAGAUGGCUAACAUGGAUUUUGUGUUUGAUCGUAUGUUCACAAAUCCCCUGGACUCUCAAGGGAAGCCACUGGUGAAGGACCGGGACAUUGACCUUCUGUACUUUGCGGAUGUCUGCGCAGGCCCAGGUGGCUUCUCAGAGUACGUGCUGUGGAGGAAGAAGUGGCAUGCAAAAGGCUUUGGGAUGACUCUGAAGGGCCCUAAUGACUUCAAACUAGAGGACUUCUACUCAGCCUCCAGUGAGCUCUUCGAGCCGUACUAUGGUGAGGGCGGGGUCGAUGGGGAUGGAGAUAUUACCCGUCCGGAAAACAUCAAUGCAUUUCGGAAUUUUGUCCUGGACAACACAGAUCGCAAGGGUGUCCACUUUCUCAUGGCAGAUGGGGGUUUCUCUGUGGAGGGGCAGGAGAACCUGCAGGAGAUCCUCAGCAAGCAGCUGCUGCUGUGUCAGUUCCUCAUGGCGCUGUCUGUUGUCCGGACAGGGGGGCACUUCAUCUGCAAAACCUUUGACCUCUUCACACCCUUCAGUGUGGGGCUCAUCUACCUGCUAUACUGCUGCUUUGAACGUGUGUGUCUCUUCAAGCCCAUCACCAGCCGGCCUGCCAACUCAGAACGGUACGUGGUGUGCAAAGGUCUGAAGGUGGGCAUAGACGAUGUGCGGGAGUACCUCUUCUCUGUGAAUAUUAAACUCAACCAGCUGCGAAACACUGAGUCUGAUGUCAACCUGGUAGUUCCCUUGAUGGUGAUCAAAGGAGACCAUGAAUUCAAUGACUACAUGAUACGGUCUAAUGAGAGCCACUGCAGCCUGCAGAUCAAAGCUCUGGCCAAAAUCCAUGCCUUUGUACAAGACACCACCCUGAGUGAGCCUAGGCAGGCAGAGAUCCGGAAAGAAUGCCUCCGACUGUGGGAGAUCCCAGACCGGGCUCGAGUUGCUCCUUCUUCUUCAGACCCAAAAUUCAAGUUUUUUGAGCUAAUCAAGGACACUGACAUCAACAUCUUCAGCUACAAGCCCACACUGCUCACUGCCAAAACCCUAGAGAAGAUCCGUCCUGUGCUGGACUAUCGCUGUAUGGUGUCUGGCAGCGAGCAGAAAUUUCUCCUGGGCCUGGGGAAGUCCCAGAUCUACACGUGGGAUGGCCGCCAGUCAGACCGAUGGGUGAAGCUGGACCUGAAGACAGAGCUGCCCCGGGAUACACUGCUCUGUGUGGAAAUUGUGCAUGAGCUGAAAGGGGAGGGGAAGGCCCAACGGAAGAUCAGUGCAAUCCACAUCCUCGAUGUCCUGGUGCUGAAUGGCAGCGACGUCAGAGAGCAGCACUUCAACCAGCGAAUUCAGCUUGCUGAGAAAUUUGUGAAAGCGGUCUCCAAGCCCAGUCGGCCUGACAUGAAUCCUAUCAGGGUGAAGGAGGUAUAUAGGCUGGAAGAGAUGGAGAAGAUUUUUGUCAGGUUAGAAAUGAAGCUUAUCAAGGGUUCCGGUGGCACGCCAAAGCUCAGCUACACAGGACGGGACGACCGGCACUUUGUACCCACAGGCCUCUACAUUGUCAGGACCAUGAACGAGCCAUGGACUAUGGCAUUCAGUAAGAGCUUCAAGAGGAAGUUCUUCUACAACAAGAAAACCCAGAGGUCUACCUUUCACCUCCCUGCAGAUUCCAUUGCUCCAUUUCAAGGCCAGUGUUCUGUCCUGAGCCUCCGUCAACUCCAGGCGAGACCUCCUUCACCUGACCAUCAGUCUUGAAUGGGCUGCCUGCAUCUGAUCCCAUCUUCAUACUGCACAGCAUUCCUUUAUUCCUCUCCAUGGGACCUUUUAAGGUGAGCAGAGCUGGGGUGACUUCCUUCUGAUCAAGUCCACCUUAUUUACUGGCUGUUGUCACUAUAAGUCAGUCUGGUCACUACCAUAGCUCUUGCUACCCGGGCACUCCUGGAGGCCUCCUUGACCCUGCCUGUCUCUAGAAAAUGAGUUCAUUCAGCGUGCUCCUGGGACCUCCACUUCAAGUCCAAGUCUCCUUUUCCCAUGCAUGCUGCAUUUUCUUCAGUGGUGGUCACAGACCAGGGCACAGAGUUUAAAGAAACGGGUAGCACAAUGCUACCUUCCCAGCUGCUCUUCUCCCCUCCCUUCUGCACAAGAACUUGGGAACAUCCCUUUAUCUUUGAGACAGAAGUGCCUCCCUUGGUGUUCCUCAGCUAGUCAGCCAGAGAUAUUUACUCACCAGACAGCAAACCGUGGGGCUCUUUAUUGCCCCUCUACUGAGCUGGAGGACACGACAGUACCAUGCCCUUCUGUUACAGCCACUGGGCAACCAGAGAGGGAAAGGCCCCCACCUCCGUCUUGUGCUUGAAAGGUUGAUUGGUCCCUGGUAGGGAGUAGAAGGGAAACUGCAUGGCUGAGGAUGGCUGACUCACAUAGUCCAGUGGGCAUAAAGUAGGGCGAGGAGGAUGAAGAUGGCCACUGAGAGUAACAUGUUCUUCCGAUUUUCUUGGCGAAGCAGCUUUAGCUCUUUCUCUGGGAGGAAAAAGAUGGGAACAAGAGAGAACACUAACGCCCACCUAAUUGCUUCUCCCACUCAGAAUGGACACUCUGAUAAAGACAGAAAUGUCUCCUUCCAGCUACUCAUACCCAAAAACCUGGCCAUGUAUGUCCUUGGCGUGCCCACACGCUAGACUGAGACCUAGGAGUAGGCCUGACUUGCUCAACCUUUUCUCUGAGUGCAGUAGGGUAAUGUGCAAGGCCAUCAAAGGAGCUCAUCCUUCAGGAGUCUCCAGCCAGCUGUUAAUAGUUCACCCUGAGGCCAGCUGCAGCCUCCUUGGGCUCACACAGUUCCUGAAUUCCUGCUGUCCGAAGGUACACUAGAAAGAGCCCCAAUACUCUUGAGCUACAUCAUACCCAGUCAUCACUUGUGCAAUGGCAAAACUGAUGUCCUGGCCAUCCACCCCACCUAUUCAAUGGACUGGGAGAACGGCCAGAUUGAUCCUCUGAGUAGAGAAGGAAUGGGACACAGCUGAAGGGUCUGCAGACCACAGUCCUAGCCUCAGGGAUCUAAUGCUCUGCUUCCAGCACCAGAAGGUGGCAGCAUUGCUCUACCCACAGAAGCCCUUUCCUGCCCA
Messenger RNA from Arvicola amphibius (Eurasian water vole), 3948 nucleotides. It is a transcript of the gene Cmtr1, whose product is annotated as cap methyltransferase 1. The coding region runs from base 140 to 2581 and encodes 813 amino acids. Gene Ontology annotation, cellular component: nucleus; cytoplasm. NCBI's taxonomy places the organism in Eukaryota, Metazoa, Chordata, Mammalia, Rodentia, Cricetidae. The transcript is spliced from 24 exons. Gene Ontology annotation, biological process: 7-methylguanosine mRNA capping. Gene Ontology annotation, molecular function: nucleic acid binding; methyltransferase cap1 activity; protein binding. The record is from RefSeq and is a predicted model, not a curated record.